This is a messenger RNA of Austrofundulus limnaeus, 2870 nucleotides long. Its product is annotated as C1q-related factor. Lineage: Eukaryota; Metazoa; Chordata; Actinopteri; Cyprinodontiformes; Rivulidae. Gene Ontology annotation, molecular function: protein binding. The coding region runs from base 236 to 1042 and encodes 268 amino acids. The transcript has 2 exons. The record is from RefSeq and is a predicted model, not a curated record.
CUCUCUUACUCCUCUACAUCUCUGUCAGUCACUCACAGACUCCCACCAAGCUCUCUCAGGGCACCAUCUCCAACCAUCGGUGAUCCUCCUCGGGUCUGCGUUUUUGCCAGGUGGACGCAAUCCCCACCACCACACAGCCACCAUUUCAGCCCCGGAGAGCUCCAGGCUGGCAGCACAGCCCCUCCCCAGGCUGAGCAUCGGGCGAAAAACCCUGGUGGCAGCUGCAGUGGGGGUCAUGCUGGUCCUGGUUCUGGUGGUCCUCAUCCCCGUGCUGGUCAGCUCCGUCGGCACGGGCGGCACGGACGACAGCGUGAGCCACUACGAGAUGCUGGGCACCUGCCGGAUGGUGUGCGACCCCUUCCCCAGCACCCCGGGCACAGGAGUACACACGGGCACAGACACGUCAACCACCAGCUUUCUGGUGGACAACGAGGACGAUCCGAGUGACCACAGCAUCGGCCCACCCUUACCCACCUACAGUGCUCAUGGRCCGCAAGGUAAACAGGGACGUCCUGGCAAGCCUGGACCCCCGGGACCCCCCGGAGAGCCAGGUCCACCAGGACCAAGAGGGCCACCGGGAGACAACGCAGACCUUGUCCGGACAGGGAUCCUCGGGGCAGUGAGCACAACCACCUACAACACCACUCCUCGGGUGGCGUUUUACGCAGGACUGCGAAACCCUCAAGAAGGUUACGACGUGCUGCGAUUUGAUGACAUUGUGACAAACAUCGGGGGCAACUACGAAGGUGCAACGGGGAAGUUCACCUGUAAGAUCCCAGGGACGUACUUUUUCAUCUACAACGUGCUGAUGAGAGGAGGAGACGGCACCAGCAUGUGGGCUGACCUGAUCAAAAAUGGUCUGGUCAGGGCCAGCGCCAUCGCCCAAGACCAAGACCAGAGUUAUGACUACGCCAGCAACAGUGUCAUACUUCAUUUGGAUGCAGGCGAUGAGGUUUUUAUUAAACUGGAUGGGGGCAAAGCUCACGGGGGCAACAGCAACAAAUACAGCACCUUCUCAGGGUUCAUCCUCUACGCUGACUGACGACCGGACGGGUCGAGGGCUCAGAGGUGAAAGAUCACAGGCGGCAGACAUUUAACUUUCUGACAUUCUCGCAGUUUGGUUAUUGUUGCCCCACAGCCACUGAUCCACAGUCUGACAGUUUGCAGUGGUCUUUUAAAUCUGCAUUAAAUAAAGUCGUUCUCGCUGUGGAUUUGUASUUAUUGGUUACUUUCUGCCUCUUCUUUCGUUUCUGUCGGUUGUAUUCUGGGUGCCUAUGCUGCUGUUAUUACGGACGUGAGCAACGUGAAAAUGUCAGUCACUGCCAUGUGUCAUCCUGGGUGGGGUAACGUUUGUGCCAACGCAGAGGCCUCACUGUCAUUCCUGAGCUGUCAUGUCAAAUUCAAUCUGGAAAUCCAACAAUCUGGGUGGCAACAGUCUUUAUUGUUUGUGUUUUUUUUUAAUUUAUUUAUUUAUUUAUUAUGUUUUGUUUCUCAUGUUUGUACAAAUCAAAAAAAAAGUUGGGAUGUUGUGAAAAAAAGAUUGCAAGGAUUUGCAAAUCCCAUUAACCGAUAUUUUAUUCAAAAUGAACAUCGUAAACAAACCAGAUGGUAAAAGUAAGAAUUUACACCACUUUUAGUAAAAAACAAUAAAUAAAAAAAAGACAAUCUUAUGACAGAUCAGUAAGAGAAGUAGGUAUAAAAGUUUUAGAGGAACUGAAACUCUCAGAUUUAAAAAUGGGCAGAUGUUCACCAGAUUGAAAAAAAAAUAAACGUGUCUAAAAUUUGCAGAAAAUUUGCAGAAUUGUGUUUCCCCAAUGGAAAAUUAGAAAAAAUUAAUAUUACAUCAUCUACAGUUUAUAAUAUAUCUUCAAAAAAAUUUAAGAAUACAGAAAAAUCUGAGCCCAAAGGACAGAUCUCACUCUAAUGUAGACAUCGAUUCCUGGAGCACCUCCACAAAUUUGCCAUGCUUUCCACAAAUGCUGGUUAAAGCUCUAUCACGCAGUGGAAGAAGCCAUAUACGAAUACCAUCCAGAAACAUCAUCCUCUCUUUUGUUGUGCUAAAGACUAGAGGAACCAUCUCACCUAUUAUCAAUGCUCAGUUUAAAAAAAUACCAUGCCUCUCUGAUGGUAUAGGGGUGCAUUGGUGAAUAUGUCAUGGGCAACUAUCUGGUAAGGCACCAUCAAUGAAAAAUAAGAAGUUUAUACAGGUGUAGAACAAAAAAUGCUCCCAAGCAGAUGGUGUGAUUUUCAGGGGAGACCUUGAAUAUUUCAGCAAGACGAUGCCAAACCACAAACAGCGUCCCGCAUGGUUUUAUUAUGGAGGAGUUUGGGUCCAGACAUGAUCCGCCUAGAGUCCAGACUUACUAAUUGAAAAUAUUGUGUGCAUCAUGUAACAAAAAAAUGACACAAAGACACAGGACUGUUGAACAGUUUUUUUGAGAUUUGCAAAUGAUUGCSUUCUGUUUACAUUUAGCUUACACGACAUCCCGACUUCUUCAGAGUUUGGGGUGGUCUGAUGAGGUAUUUUGCAUCAGUGGAGGAGGGUUAUGCCUUGAGAAAUUACUGAAAUAUUACACAUCAGGGUGAGAUUUCAAUGUUUGAAUGCCAGUGUGUCAUAUCUGCCCAUUAUAGUUGACAUUUUGUAUGUGUAUAAAAUGUAAAUUCAAUAUUGAAUUUUGAUGUCUUAAAGUCAAAGCAGUAUCAGCAUUGCAUAUUCUAUUGUGUUUAAUUAUAAUGUACCUGAUGAUUGAUUGAUUGCUGUAUGAUGUCAUCAUGUAAUGUGCUUAUUUGUAAUUUAUCACUUUGAAUAAUGCAUGCAACAUGAGUUGAAAUGUUCAAAAAAUAAGUAAAUAAUUUAGUUUUGAAAGUUA